This is a messenger RNA of Apodemus sylvaticus (European woodmouse), 1059 nucleotides long. It is a transcript of the gene Ccno, whose product is annotated as cyclin O. The record is from RefSeq and is a predicted model, not a curated record. Gene Ontology annotation, molecular function: cyclin-dependent protein serine/threonine kinase regulator activity. Gene Ontology annotation, cellular component: cyclin-dependent protein kinase holoenzyme complex; nucleus; centrosome. NCBI's taxonomy places the organism in Eukaryota, Metazoa, Chordata, Mammalia, Rodentia, Muridae. The transcript has 3 exons. Gene Ontology annotation, biological process: regulation of cyclin-dependent protein serine/threonine kinase activity; mitotic cell cycle phase transition. The coding region runs from base 1 to 1059 and encodes 352 amino acids.
AUGGUGACCCCUUGCCCUGCCAGCCCGGCCAGCCCCGCCGCGGGAACCGGGAGGCGAGACAACCAUCAGAACCUCCGCGCCCCAGUGAAGAAGAGCAGACGCCCGCGCCUCCGGAGGAAGGAGCCGCUGCGGCCGCUGAACGCGUGUUCGCUCCCGGGAGACUCGGGCGUCUGUGACCUUUUCGAGUCCCCCAGCUCCAGCUCGGACGGCGCCGACAGCCCAGCAGUGUCUGCGGCGCGGGACUGCAGCUUCCUACUCAGCCCUGCCCAGCCCUUGACAGCGCUAGAUCUCCAGACCUUCCGAGAAUACGGCCAGAGCUGCUACGACUUCCGAAAGGCGCAGGAGAGCCUUUUCCAUCCCCGGGAGUCGCUGGCGCGCCAGCCACAAGUGACUGCCGAGUCCCGCUGUAAGCUGCUCAGCUGGCUUCUGCAAGUUCACCGCCAGUUCGGCCUCUCUUUCGAGUCGCUGUGUCUGACCGUGAAUACUCUGGACCGUUUUCUCCUCACGACCCCCGUAGCUGCAGACUGCUUCCAGCUGCUCGGGGUGACCUGUCUGCUCAUCGCUUGCAAGCAGGUAGAGGUGCACCCACCUCGCAUGAAACAGCUCCUGGCCCUGUGCGGCGGCGCUUUCUCCCGGCAGCAGCUGUGUAACCUGGAGUGCAUCGUACUCCACAAGCUGCACUUCAGCCUGGGCGCGCCCACGAUCAACUUCUUCCUGGAGCACUUCACUCACUCGCGCAUGGAGGCCGGGCAGGCUGAGGUCACCGAAGCUUUGGAGGCUCAAACCCUGGCCCGGGGAGUGGCAGAGCUGAGCCUGACCGACUACGCGUUCACCACCUACACACCCUCCCUGCUAGCCAUCUGCAGCCUGGCGCUGGCCGAUCGAAUGCUGCGGCACCGGCACCUCAUGGACCUUCGCCUAGGAGAGCACCCGGAGGCGACACUGCAAGACUGCUUGGGCAAGCUGCAGAAGCUCGUGUCCAUCAACAGUAGCUCCCUGACCCACAUGCUGCCUCCCCAGAUCUGGGAGAGGUGCAGCCUGCCCCAGAGUUGGAAAUAA